This is a messenger RNA of Linum trigynum, 2103 nucleotides long. The record is from the annotation of a GenBank genome assembly. Lineage: Eukaryota; Viridiplantae; Streptophyta; Magnoliopsida; Malpighiales; Linaceae.
AUGGACGGGAACAAGCGGAAAUCUUUUGAUAAGCAGCAAAAUAAACAGUUCCAGAAUAACGGUCCCAACAAAAAAGUAAAAUGGAACAACCCCAAUGGUAAAUCUCCUGUGACUUCACAACCUUCUGAUACUGUAUAUCGUAUACUCUGUCCUGCAAAGAAAAUUGGAGGUGUCAUUGGAAAGGGUGGCAGCAUAAUAAAAGCUCUAAGAGAAGAAACACAAGCAAAGAUCACUGUUCCUGUUGCUUCUCCAAGUUUAGAUGAGAGAGUAAUUAUCAUAUAUAGUUCUCCUGAAAAGGUUUCUAGGAAAGAGAGUAAUGGUGAGGAAUCAAGUGCAGAAAAGAAUGAACUUGGAACCCUGGUACCUCAUUGUGCUGCCCAGGAUGCUCUCCUGAAAGUUCAUAAGUGCAUUGUAGAGGAUGAUCACAUUGGUGGCAUGGCAUCUGGCGAUGUGAAUGAAAGCAAUGUUGUCUCAGCACGGCUUCUUGUUCCAAAUAAUAUGGUAGGAUGCAUUUUAGGUAAAGGUGGCGAUGUUAUCAAAAGAUUGCGUAGUGAAACUGGUGCUAGCAUUCGUGUUCUUCCCCCAGAGCAACUUCCCACAUGUGCCAUGAGUACGGAUGAAUUGGUCCAGAUAUCGGGGAAACUGGAUGUGGCUAAGAGGGCUUUGUAUGAAGUCUCCACUUUGUUGCAUCAAAAUCCACGGAAGGAUAAAUCUGUAGGCGGUCCUGUGCCUUUUGGUGGUCAAACCUUUUAUCCUCCUCAGGGUCCAAUGCUUCCCCCAGAAAAUUCACUGUGGCCUCAUCGGAACUCUUCUCAUAGUAUGCCUCCCUUGCCAUGGGUGGAAGGCGAUGUUCCCCCAAGACAUGGAGAUGAACCUUCAGCAGAGUUUUCGAUGAAAAUUUUGUGUUCCGUUGGAAAAAUUGGUGGGGUAAUUGGAAAGGGAGGUUCUAAUGUAAAACUCAUCCAGCAGGAAACAGGAGCUAGCAUUCAUGUUGAGGAUGCUCUGUCAGAGUUGGAUGAGCGUGCUAUCCGUGUCUCUGCCUUUGAGGCUCUGCGGAACCCGAGAUCUCAAACCAUAGAAGCAAUUCUUCAGCUUCAGAGUAAAACUAGUGAAUUUUCUGAAAAGGGAACCAUUACAACUAAACUUCUUGUGCCAUCCAAUAAGGUUGGCUGUAUACUAGGACAAGGAGGGCAAGUUAUCAACGAAAUGAGGAAGAGGACCCAGGCGGACAUUCGCGUUUAUUCCAAGGAUGAUAAGCCCAAGUGUGCAUCUGACGAUGAAGAGCUUAUACAGAUAUCUGGAAAUACUAGUGUUGCCGAAGAUGCUUUGGCAGAGAUAGCAUCGAGACUUAGGGCUAGAACUUUGAGAGACACUAAUGGGGGAGAAGAUCAUAGGCCUGUAGGACCUAACCUGGGAUUUGGGCCUGGAAGGAACAUGCCAGGCAGAAGACCUUUUCCGUCUGGCUCCAUAGGAGAUGUCGGCUCCAGUGGAUAUGAACCAGUCAUUAGGGCUGGGAUACGUGAACAUGAGCUUCAGAAUUAUCCGAUUCCUCCAAGAUACUCGCAUGGACAUAAUGGCUUUGAUCCUAGUAUUUCGAGUAAUGGAGCUUAUUCUGAAGCGUACAACAGACGAAACCAUGUUUCAAAUGUUAACGAGGUUUCUGGAGGUAGGAUGACACUUCCAGACAUCCAAUUUGGGGGCUCUGGAACUUUUGUCGAGACACGCAUGUCUUCAGAUCAUCGCUUGGCUGCCCCGACACAUGGAGGUAUUGGUCAGCACCCAUACAUGACAACAGCUGGACCCGACAUGAAUGCUCGCCAAGGUAACAAUUUUCAGCAGAGCUCGUACCCGAACUCUCACUCUCACUCUCAGCAGUUUGCAGACGCGAAUCCUCGUACCACAUUUAGCAACUACAACGCCCAACCCAGUGGGUACCACCAGAACUACAAUAAUGCUCCGCAGAGCGCCCAUCAUCAUCCAAUCGGACAACCACAGAGUCCCUAUAAAAUGAUUGCUCUCCAAGGCAACGGCUAUUCUAACUUCAGUACACCACAAGGCGCCAACUACCAUAACGGUACGCAGCAGGGAGCUUACCAAUACUGA